ACCAGCUUGGCUUUCCUUCCCACCACUGAAGGAUUCCUUAACGCCAAGGCCAUGGAGGGCUUCUGGAAAUGCUGGGUGCUGCUCAUAGCACUCUACUUGGCUUCCUACCAGGCUGCUGCAAGUCCUCUGUCCUGGCAGAAAGAGUGCCAGGAGGGCCCAGAAUCAUGGUGUCAGGAUUUCCCAACUGCAGUGAAGUGUGGGGCCUUGGAUUACUGUCAGCAAAUGAUGGGUCUUAACACCCAAGUGAAGACCUUCAAAUGUGCUAUGUGUAAACUAAUGGUGGUAAUGAUGGCAAAGGUCAUGCAAGACAAUUCCACAGAUGAAAUAAUCAGUAAAUUUUUGGAGAAGGGAUGCGAUUAUCUUCCUUUUCAGGACUGGUUAGUCAAAUGCAAGAAGAUGGUGGACACUGGAGUUAUAAUUCUAACACAGCUUGGAAAGCAAGUGCAGGAUAGGCCUGAAAUAGUAUGUGGUGCCUUUAGGUUGUGCAGCUCUCGAAGAGCCUCCGAAGGAGCUCUGAAGUUCCAGAAGUCUGAUGGAGUGCCUGAACUGGACUUCCCUGAAAUGAUGUCUCCUUUCAUAGCUAAUGUGCCUUUCCUCCUGUACCCUCAAGAAGAUCCCUAUCUUGAGCUUCGGGAGGCAGAAAACCCCUGUGGAGACUGUGCGGCACUAGUUGUUGAAAUGCAGGAAGCCGUGAAGCGCAGCCCCAUCCUUAUGCAGUCUCUAGUGAUUUAUGUCAAACAGCACUGUGAUCUAUUGGGCUCCAACUUAGCAGCUGAGUGCAAGAAGUAUGCCUUUGAAUAUUCCCAUGUAUUUGUGCAGUUGCUGACAUACUUGUUGGAUAGAGAACCAAAGCAUAUUUGUAGCAAAGUUAGAUUAUGUGACUCUGUAAAAUCUGAGCCGCUAUAUUCUUUGGAACCAGCAGCUAACCGCCUUCAUGACUUGGAUACAGCAAAGUCCGUAGAGAAAACAUCAAGUGAAGAAAAGUCCCACUUUGUGUGUGACAUAUGCAAAAAAAUGGUUGCGACAGCAGAGAACCUGGUGGAGAGCAAUGCAACAGAAGAGAAAGCAAUCCAUGAACUGAUAAAAAUCUGCUAUAUGCUGCCCCAUGACAUCAUUUCCCCCUGCAAGGACUUCAUUCACACCUAUGGGAAGGCUGUUGUUGUCAUGAUUCUGGAUGCAACUAGCCCUGAGUCCGUGUGUAUUCUGUUGAAAUUCUGCCCUAGAAACAUCUCUUUAAGCACUGAGAGUAUACCAUUGGACCAGCUAUCAAAACACGCUAAGAAAUCCCAUGAUGGUCAAUUCUGCCAUGUCUGUACAAUUCUAGUUAAAUAUAUCGAUGAUGAGUUGGAAAAGAAUGAAACACAGGCAGCGAUUGGAACUGCACUUACCAAGGGUUGCAAAUUAUUGCCAGAAGCUUUGGAGUAUACAUGUGAUCAACUUAUGGUGGAAUAUGAACCAGCUGCUGUACGCCUCCUGGUACAGAUCAUGGAGCCGUCGUUUGUGUGCACCAAAAUAGGAGUCUGUCCUGAAUCCCACCUUAUUGGCAUGGAAGCCUGUGUCCGAGGCCCUAGCUAUUGGUGCACAAAUAUGGAGACUGCAACUCAGUGCCAGGCCGCUGAAUACUGCAAACGUCAUAUAUGGAACUAGAAGAAGCUCUUUCAUUGGAGAACAUUGGCUAUGGUUUUUGAUGAAAGCAUCCUUGAAUUAAACAGUUAUUGUUUAAUGAUAUAGUUUAACUAUAAUUAAUUAAUUAAACACUGUGAGCUCUUUGGGGACAAAUAACUAUUUCCCCAAACGUUUUGCUGUGUAACCCGCUUUGAGAACUCUUGUUGAAAAGCGGUAUAUAAAAUUUAAUAAUGAACUUGGAAGAACCCCAUCUUCUUUUCCUACCUUCGGUUUAGCUUGCAAUGUGGCUGCACAGUGGAUGUCAGCAGUGCUUAAGAAGAGGAAAAGUUGUACCUUUUGUUCAUAACUCUCCAAAUCACCACAAGCUUUUGUCUUUUGAGCCAUGGUGGGGAAAGGGAUGCUGGGAGGGCACACUCCUUAGAAUGAGUGUUAUUUCAGUGUGAAUAAAUUGCCUUAUGACUAACUAUAAAAUAACAAUAUUCUUGUAACUUGGGGGAGAAAAUUUAAGGUUUUGACAGGUACCAAGGGCUGCAAACUCAAUUGAUAUAAACUAGUAGUGCUCCAUUAGGUUGAGUGAAGUUUUUCCCCUCACACAUGCUGUAGAUCUAGCCUUUAAAAGUUCUUUCAAAGCACAUCUAUACUGCACAUUGGGACCACUUUCUAAAUGGCUUUAAUCUAUCAUACCUUUCUACAAGAAGCCCUGGUAAUUGCAGGUGCAUGAUGGCUGGGUAGCAUGAUUAUUGGAGUAGGCAAGUCACCACAAAGAGCUUUUCCUCCUCAUUUUUUUGUCUGGUCUGAUCUUGUGACAGUUCCCCACAUGUUAAGAAAGCAGGUUUAAAGAUAAAUACCAUCUCCUGUCACUGACUGAGGACCAAACUACAUGUGAUAUUUAAAGCACCAUUAACUCUGACCAGCUUAGUCAAUAGCAACCAGACCUUCACAGACUGGGACCAUAAUGGAAGUAGGGGGACUUUAACCUUCUGCCCGCUGCAGUCUGACCUUCAGGGGGCCUGAUCUGGCUCAUUAGGCAGAAAAAGCUACCGCUGGACCCAGUAGAAGCGUUCCCCAGAAUAGUAACCACAUUUGGGAUCCCCACAGCCUGGGACAGUGGGGGGGGGGGGUAGGGGUCAAUCUCUCUACCUCCACCACAGUCCUGAUCUGCAAGAGUUCCAAUUCAGCUGCUAUUGACUAUGAAAAAGGAAGCAUGUUGGGGUUAAUAAUACUUCAGAAGCCAUAAGUAGUUUGGCCUUCCAACCACUGCUCUACCCAGUCCAGAAGCUCUCCAAAUUCUCAAGCGGAGCUCUUUCCCAUUCUUUAACUGGAGAUGUCCUGAGAUAUUGAGUCCUUUUUCAUGACUGGUGAAAAAGGGUUCGAGGGAGAGCAGGGAGGAAGGCUGCUUGUACUUAGCUCCCCGCAGACAAUCUCUCUGCUCUCCGGCAACAGCCAGCAGCUCAGAGAGUUGGAGGCUGGGAUGCAUCAUCCCAGCCCCCAGAACACCCAUAAUGCACCAUGCAAGUGUGCCUUAUGGGGAUCCCCCCCCCCCACUGGAUGGUGUGUGGGUGCCAAGUGGAGGUAAGGGCAUGGUUGAGCCCUUAACCCUGGCUAACAGGUGGGUCUCCUUGAGGGGUUUGCUGCUGAGCUACCAGCAGGAGCUGCAGGGCUCCUGGCAGUUCUCAUCUGCAGGCAAAACUGGGCUUGGCUUCCUUAGCCCAGUUUUGCCUGCUCAUAAGAACAGCCUCAUAAUAUGCUUUCUACAUGUGGGUAUUUUCAUGAGGCUACGUUCCACCUAAUGGCGCAGCGGGGAAGUAAUUUGCCUAGGGAGCAAGAGGUUGCUGGUUUGAAUGCCUGCUGGUAUGUUCCCUAGGCUAUGGGAAACACCUAUAUCGGGCAGCAGCGAUAUAGGAAGAUGCUGAAAGGCACCAUCUCCUACUGUGUGGGAAAUGGCAGCGGUAAACCCCUCCUAUAGUCUACCAAAGAAAACCACAUGGCUCUGGUCACCAGGAGUCUACACACCGACUUGACGGCACAACUUUUUACUUUACUUUUCCACAUGAAAACUAAAGGGGAAAUAACCUACCUUUCCACCUCAUUCAUGGCUGUCUAGCCCUGAAGCUACUGAGAAAUCGGAAAGGGCUGCCACCCCUUCACAUGACUUAAAUUUUGCAUGCCAGUUAAACUUGAGUAAGCCCAUAGUGCCAUAGCCCAUAUGUCAAAAAGAGUCUGAAAAUAAGAUAAUUAUCUGUGGUUUCCUGCUUGUGCACAUUAAAUAUGGGCCAAUAGUGGAGGAUGUACCACUUUAAUUUGUAAAGCUUAAAUUUGCCUUCAGUUCAGCCCUAACGUUUUGAGGGACAUAUGUGCACUGGCCUGCCCUGCUUCAAUUUUAGCUGCAUGCAGCAAUGAAUGGUCCCAAUGAGAACAUGUAUCCCUAUCAAAAGCCACAUCUAGCUGGUUCAGCAGGCACAGAUGGGUACCAUGAUACUAGGGAUGCACAUUCACAUCAGAUGCAUAUGUAAGAGUGUACUUUCUCACAUAGAUUAGAUUUGGGUGGGUAUGUAUCCUGGGUGUUAGUAGGACAGAAAACCAUGGUUCUUAAUUUUUCUAUUGGAUGGAUGGGUUUAGGUUUCUAAAAAUGCCUAGUAUUUAAAAGCCAACCAUCGAGGCAACAAGUGACUGCUAUUCCUAAUAGUCAGAUGGGAUGUUGAGCAGUGAAGAAAGAAGCAAGCGUUUCAUUUAGGGUUUCUUUAUACUGCAGGAUAAGGGGAAAGUGUAUGACUUACCAGAAUAUGUUUAAAGACAAAUUCCAAGGUCAUUGGUUUAACUCUAUUAUAACUUGCAGCUGUGGAGACAGUUGAAUGUAUGAAUGGGCACCUCAGAGUCAUAUACAGGUAGAUGACGUAUUUGAUGGUAAGCACUGACUACUGUACAUGCAUCUGUAUUUUUAAUAGCUGUGUAGAAGAGGGAAUUUUAACACAUGAUGCAGUGACGAAAAUUUUUGCUAUCCAUGACACUUCCCUUUUCUACACUGCUAUUCAGGGUAUACAAGCCCUGUUCUUUAUUGAGUUGGGUUACGGUUACUUGUAGGGAGAGGGCAGACUGAACUUUUAUUGUGAAUUUGUAUUUCCCCACACUUCUUAUGUAUGACCAUGGACCAUGCUCAAUAUGAAAGAAACUGAUGAGAAAAUAUCCAGUUGAACAUAAAAGAACAUCAUCAUGAGCAUUCUACCAAGGCUUCUGUAGUUAAGAAACAUUAAAGGAUUUAUAAAUUUGA
Messenger RNA from Hemicordylus capensis (graceful crag lizard), 4894 nucleotides. Its product is annotated as prosaposin-like. Gene Ontology annotation, cellular component: lysosome. The record is from RefSeq and is a predicted model, not a curated record. The coding region runs from base 52 to 1647 and encodes 531 amino acids. Gene Ontology annotation, biological process: sphingolipid metabolic process. The transcript is spliced from 15 exons. Lineage: Eukaryota; Metazoa; Chordata; Lepidosauria; Squamata; Cordylidae.